UAUAUAAUACUUAUUUCAUAGUAUAAUGGAGAAAUCAAGGAAUUCUAGUAGUCAUGUAGAUUUGGUUGUGAAUGAAGACAACAACACAAAAUUGCUAAGAGCUCAAGCCCACAUAUGGAACCAUAUCUUCAAUUUCAUCAAUUCCAUGUCCCUAAAAUGUGCAGUUGAAUUAGGCAUACCAGAUAUUAUCAAUAACCAUGGAAAACCCACGACCAUUUCUCAACUCACACUUGCACUCCUCAUCAACAAAAACAAAUCUCAUUGUCUUUAUCGCCUUAUGCGACUUUUAACCCACUCUGGCUUUUUCGCUUUAGAAAAAAUCAAAAUAAAAGGAGAAGAAGAAGAAGAAGGUUAUGUAAUUACUGAAGCCUCCAAAUUACUCCUUAAGGACAAUCCCAUGAGUGUCACACCCUUAUUGCUAGUCCUGCUCGAUCCUACCUUAACCAAACCUUAUGAUGUUCUCAGCACUUGGUUUCGAAACGACGAUUCCACCCCGUUUGUCACGACCAACGGAAUGGCGAUUUGGGAUUAUUAUAGCCAUGAACCAAAACUAGCACAAAGUUUCAAUGAAGCAAUGGCUAGUGAUGCGCGAUUGGUGACAAGUGUACUAAUUGAGAAGUGUAAGGGAGUGUUUGAGGGAGUUGAUUCGUUGGUUGAUGUUGGAGGAGGCACUGGGACUGUGGCCAAGUCUAUUGCAAUAACAUUUCCUCAAAUUCAAUGUAGUGUUUUGGAUUUACCACAUGUUGUAGCUGGUUUACAAGGUGAGAAGAAUCUCAACUUCAUUGCUGGGGACAUGUUUGUUGAAGUUCCUACUGCUCAAGUAGUUUUGUUGAAGUGGAUAUUACAUGAUUGGAGCGACGAAAAUAGCGUCAAAAUACUAAAAAAAUGCAAAGAGGCCAUAACCAAAAGCGAGAAGAAAAUUGGAAAGGUAGUUGUCAUCGACAUGAUUAUUGAAAAUGAGAAAGAUGAAAUCGAUGAUGAAUCAUAUGAAACUCAACUCUUCAUGGAUAUAGAACUAAUGACUUUGUUUAGUGGACGAGAGAGAAAUGAGAAAGAAUUGUCUAAGCUCUUUAAAGAUGCUGGGUUCUCUCAUUAUAAAAUUACUCCUAUUUUGGGUCUAAGAUCUCUCAUUGAGAUUUAUCCAUAAUUAAUAUAAAUAAGUUAUAAUGUUCUCUCAUUGAGGUCGAUCCAUAAUUAAUGGUUGGCAAUGUAAUAAAAAUAUAUAAAUUAUUAAUCUAUGAGUUAUAAUUAUAUGUAAUAACUCAAAUGGGGGAACAAAUAUCUUCCGUUGAAGAUUUCUCAUUGAGUUUGAGACUUUAUGUUCUAUCUAUAAUUAAUAUAUAAAUAAGUUGUAAUGUUAUUUUUAUGAUUUUAUCAAUUAAUAAUGGUUGGUAUUGUAAUAAAGAUAUUUAAAGUAUUAAUCUAUGACUUAUAUAAUUAUAGAGGGAAUUACAUUUACUAUGGGAUUUUAAAAGUUCUUAUGAUAAAUAUGGCACAUUUAAGUUUGACCAAUUUAUAUAAUAUUUUUUUUUUUA
This is a messenger RNA of Cannabis sativa, 1535 nucleotides long. Its product is annotated as probable O-methyltransferase 3. NCBI's taxonomy places the organism in Eukaryota, Viridiplantae, Streptophyta, Magnoliopsida, Rosales, Cannabaceae. Gene Ontology annotation, molecular function: O-methyltransferase activity; S-adenosylmethionine-dependent methyltransferase activity; protein dimerization activity. Bases 26 to 1147 code for a protein of 373 amino acids. The transcript is spliced from 2 exons. Gene Ontology annotation, biological process: methylation. The record is from RefSeq and is a predicted model, not a curated record.